Molecule: messenger RNA, 4341 nt
Organism: Ochlerotatus camptorhynchus
Lineage: Eukaryota; Metazoa; Arthropoda; Insecta; Diptera; Culicidae
Product: phospholipid-transporting ATPase ABCA3-like
Exons: 7
Coding region: 182-4309 (1375 amino acids)
Biological process (GO): transmembrane transport; lipid transport
Cellular component (GO): membrane; intracellular membrane-bounded organelle
Molecular function (GO): ABC-type transporter activity; lipid carrier activity; ATP binding
Source: RefSeq, a predicted model, not a curated record
CAAUGGUAAUACUUUUUUUUUUAAUUUUUAGCGCUAUCCCUACCCACCAUUUUACAGCGAUCCACUCCUACUUGGCCUAGAGAAUUUGCUUCCAUUAAUCAUCGUAGUGGCGUUUUUCUACACAUGUAUCAACACUGUUAAAUAUAUUGCUGUAGAGAAGGAACGGCAGUUAAAAGAGGCAAUGAAAAUUAUGGGACUUCCAAGUUCGCUACACUGGACUGCUUGGUACGUGAAGUCAAUGAUCCUACUAUUGGUUUCUAUCAGCUUGAUUACUGUUUUACUAUGCGUCAGCAUAACCAGUAACACAGAUUUGGCAGUGUUUACGUAUGCUGAAUGGUCCGUGGUUUGGGUGUACCUGUUCGUCUACAGUACAACUACGAUAAUGUUUUGUUUUAUGAUGAGUACAUUCUUCUCAAAAGCAAACACCGCUGCUGGAAUCGGUGGCCUUAUGUGGUUUAUAUUUGUAAUGCCAUACAAUAUAGCAUUCUCGAACUAUGACACUAUGUCGCUGGCAGCGAAGUUAGCUUUGUGUCUGUUUCAUAACUCAGGAAUGUCCUUCGGAUUCAUGUUGAUGAUGCGUCACGAAGGAACUACAAUCGGUAUACAAUGGUACAAUCUUUUCAGUCCGGUCACGGUUGAUGACAAUCUUAGUGUGGGAGCUACCAUGAUGAUGUUGUUAGUCGAUUCUGUGAUCUAUCUUCUGAUAGCACUGUACGUUGAAAAAGUACUGCCAGGAGAAUUUGGGAUAGCUCAACCAUGGUACUUUCCAUUUACUGCCAAGUUCUGGAUAAACAAAGUUGACACUAUCCCAGAUGAUGUGAACGGUAUUGUGGAGAAAUCGGAUACAAAAGAACCUGAUCCAACGGGGAAACAUGCAGGUAUCAAAAUCAAAGGACUUCGAAAGGUCUUCGAUAAAAAAAAAGUUGCCGUCAAUGGACUUCAUUUGAAUAUGUACGACGAUCAGAUUACGGUAUUACUUGGGCAUAAUGGAGCAGGAAAAACGACAACGAUGUCUAUGCUUACAGGAGUGUUCUCACCUACUUCAGGAACUGCUUUGAUAAACGACUGUGACAUUCGUACCAAUAUCGAUGGCGCUCGUCAAUCGCUGGGACUCUGUCCUCAGCAUAACGUACUGUUCAAUGAAAUGACUGUUGCCGAGCACAUCGAAUUCUUUGCAAGAUUGAAAGGUGUUAAAAGAAAGGAUAUUGCCAACGAAAUUGCCCAUUACGUUAAGAUCUUGGAGUUGGAAGAUAAAAUCCACUCACAAUCGCAUACGUUGUCCGGUGGUAUGAAGAGAAAACUGGCAGUUGGGGUAGCGUUGUGUGGGGGUUCAAAAGUUGUGCUGUGUGAUGAACCUACUUCUGGUAUGGAUCCAGCUGCUAGGCGUGCAUUGUGGGAUUUGUUGAUAAUGGAAAAGAAGGGACGUACUAUCUUGCUAUCAACGCAUUUCAUGGACGAAGCGGAUAUCCUUGGAGAUAGGAUUGCCAUUAUGGCUGAUGGUGAACUGAAAGCGGUUGGAUCGUCAUUUUUCCUCAAAAAGAAGUUUGGCGUUGGAUAUCGUUUGAUUUGUGUCAAAGGGGACAACUGUACGCCUCAGAAUGUGACUGAUUUAAUACAGCGAUACAUUCCGGGAUGUCAAAUUGAUACGGACAUAGGAACGGAACUUUCUUAUGUUUUGGAGGAAAGUUACACGAACGUAUAUCAAUCAUUGCUGGAAGAACUGGAACAGAAUUCAGAACGAUUGUACAUAGACAGUUAUGGAAUUUCGCUAACAACUUUGGAAGAAGUUUUUCUGAAAGUAGGAAGCGAUUCAUUUUCUCCGGAGAAUUUAGAAUCCGAAAACAAUGAACUUAUUUACGAAAAUGCCAAUGCCGGUUCUAAUGUUACAAUUAAUUUGGAUGAAAGUGAAAAACUUUUGACUGGCGCAUCUUUGACAAUGAAUCAAAUUCAUGCUAUGUUUUUGAAGAAAUUUAUCGCUACAUAUAGAAGUUGGAUAUCAAUGUUGGUCCAAAUAUUCAUUCCCAUAUUUUUCGUUAUCAUGACAAUCAUUAUUGUUCGAUCAUUCCCGGAUAGCAUUCAGUUGCCGACAUUGAAAAUGACACUCAAUGACUACAGGAGGACCACAACAGUUCUUGAGGCAGCGACUGACGACUUGGAUGUAGUACACUCCUACCAGAAAUUGUUUCAAGAUUUUGGAAAGGAUACCAAGCUUUUGACAAUCACGGAGUCGAUGGUUGACUACAUAUUGAAAAGGACUAUUGAGAACACCCCACUCGUAACGAACGAAUUCCUCAUUGGAGCAACUAUCGGCUCCGAUAACGUCACUGUAUGGUUCAACACCCAAGGUUUCCACACGGCUCCGCUGACCAUCAAUAUGUUCUACAAUGCACUUCUUCGGACAACAUGUCCUCGUUGUUCGAUUGAAAUUUCCAACAAACCGUUGUCUUUCAGACCAGAAACACGCUUUACUCAACUACAAGCCGGCAACAAUAUGGGAUUUCAGUUGGCGUUCAAUACAGGAUUCGCCAUGGCCUUCGUUGCAGCCCUGUACGUUUUAUUCUACAUCAGAGAACGUGUGACUCGGGCAAAAUUGUUGCAGUUCGUCAGUGGAGUAAACGUGUUUGCCUUUUGGAUGGUAUCUUUCUUGUGGGAUUACAUGACGUAUGUUGUAACAAUUCUAUUUUACAUCGGUACGCUGGCCGCUUUUCAAGAGGAUGGUUGGUCAACUGGAGAAGAACUUGGACGAGUGUUUCUAGUUUUGAUGGUCUUUGGAUUCGGUUUUCUUCCACUGACAUAUCUACUAUCGUUCCGGUUUGAUGUUCCGGCUGGUGGAUUCGUUAAGCUAAUGCUACUCAACAUUUUUACGGGAAUAAUAUUUUUCAUGGCGGUGUUUUUAAUGCUAUUCGACGGAUUCGACUUGAUAGACGUCGCACGUGGGCUAGAAUGGGGUUUCAUGAUUUUCCCAUUGUUUGCAUUGAGUCACGCAUUGAGUAAUAUGAACAUUGCAUCGACCACCUUAAGAAUAUGCGAAGCACAGUGCAGUAUUAUCCCCGGAUGCACAGAGAAAAUCAUCUGUGAGCAGUUUCCAAAUUGUUGCGGUGUGGAAAUAUUUUCAUUCGAACCUAAUGGAAUCAAUCGGAAUUUGCUUUUCAUGACCGGACUUGGACUCGUAUGUUUCGCUAUACUCAUGAUCAUAGAGUAUCGAGUGUUGAACAAAGUAUUUGAUAACCUCACUUCUAUGAAAAAAACACCAGCACUAAGCUCAAACAAUAUGGACGCAGACGUGCUCGCCGAAAAAGAACGGGUUAGCAAUAUGACCAUGAACGAGAUAAGUGCAACCAAUUUGGUACUUCGGGAUGUUACUAAAUACUAUAAAAAAUUCCCUGCUGUUAAUCAGCUCUCCGUAUCGGUAGAACAUUCACAAUGCUUUGGUUUGCUAGGAGUUAAUGGUGCAGGUAAAACAUCAACAUUCAAAAUGAUGACUGGCGAUGAGAAUAUUUCCGCUGGAGAUGCAUGGGUUAGUGGUAUCAACUUGAAGACUGACAUGACCAAGGUUCAUCAACAAAUUGGCUACUGCCCCCAAUUCGAUGCAUUGAUCGACGAUCUGACUGGUAGAGAAACAAUGAAGAUAUUUGCACUGCUAAGAGGUGUACCAAGGGAUGAAAUAUCUGCAGUAUCCAUGAAAUUAGCCGAAGAGCUAAAUUUCAAGAAACACAUCGACAAACGAACGAAGCAAUACAGCGGUGGCAACAAGAGGAAACUUAGCACUGCUUUGGCCUUGUUGGGCAGACCAACAGUAGUUUAUCUGGACGAGCCAACUACAGGAAUGGAUCCUGGUGCUAAGCGCCAAUUAUGGGACGUGAUUUGCAAAGAACGAAGUGCAGGAAAAUCUAUAGUCUUGACUUCACAUAGCAUGGAAGAAUGUGAAGCUUUAUGUACAAAACUAGCCAUCAUGGUAAACGGAGAGUUCAAAUGCAUUGGGGCAACGCAACACUUGAAGAAUAAGUUCUCUAGCGGUUAUUACCUGACCAUCAAAUUGAAGAAGAAAGUCACGGAUGCUGGAGACGGGAAAGUAUCUGAAAUCAAAGCCUACAUAAAUGACAAAUUUCCGGAUGCGGAGCUGAAGGAAGAAUAUCUCGAAUCAAUCACCUAUCAAAUUCCGAAAACGAGUGUUCGCUGGUCGACAAUGUUCGGAAUAAUGGAAACGGCCAAGCGGAUACUGGAAAUAGAGGAUUACGUACUGGGGCAAACUACGCUAGAGCAGGUAUUCCUGGCGUUUACCAAAUACCAGCGACAGCUCGACGACUGACACCCGGUAAACAAAGUAGAGUCAAAUGGGUA